UCUAGGCUGUGGCCAAAGAGUAAUCGAGCUUUGGAAAUAUGUGUGUAAACGGGUUCUUGCUGGGAUUCGUGUAGCGUCGUUAGCACGCGCAUGUAUAAACAGCUUUUUGUGGUGUUUUCUUCGUGCCCUCUAAUUUCACAACACUAGUUUCGGCAGACGUAUACAAUAUUUUUACCUCAGCCAAAGCAACUAAACACACCUACCACCUGUAUAAUGACGACAAACUGUGUAAAUAGGACACCUCAAUGGAAGACAACAAUUAUAGUCAGCAAAUCACUAAAGAACCAUGACACAUCCAGGACACUUCUUGCGCAGGAGCAUCGUCUCCGAUUCUCAGACGCUGUGGCGUCUGGCUCCUUUGUUUUCCCUCAGUCAGGUAUUGCAUUCCUUAUUAUAAACCCACAAGAACAACCAGAGAACCUUGGGGAAGCAGGAGUAUAUUUUGACAAGAUCAAGGAGUUUGUGAUGGUUCACCGCAAUAGCUUCCUUCUCCUGCAAGCCCCUUUUUUUGGGAAGAAGGAACUGGACAUCUUGUCUGGGAUACAGUUCAGAUUCCUUGGCAGCAAUCUCAGAGUUCUACCUGUACACAACAACACUGAGGUAGUCAAGGCAAUGCUUACUAUAGCCAGAGCCACAAGUAAGCCCCAUGUGGACAGCAUGCGGGAUCGGAUGUCUCAGGCCAGGGCCCACAUCCUGGAGAGCAGCCCUGUGUGGGAGAUGCUCAGGGACAUUAAGCUGGGGUGAGCAGCACUGAGCAGCUGGUUCAUAGUGGGGAUCCCAGGUCCCGUCAAGUCUACCUUUCCAUGAGAAAGAGAGUGACACUAAUGGCAAAUUUAUACUAGGUCUGGCAUCAGCUGUGUUCACAGUAGAGAACGACUUGAAAUGGCAUGUGUUAUUCGCUACAUCUUAAGCAGAAUACUAUUACUGUGAAGGUCCUAGUAAACUGAAAAUGCAGGCAAUUUGUGAAAAGGCUCAUGCAAA
Messenger RNA from Esox lucius (northern pike), 981 nucleotides. RefSeq lists its product as uncharacterized. Gene Ontology annotation, biological process: synaptonemal complex assembly; reciprocal meiotic recombination. NCBI's taxonomy places the organism in Eukaryota, Metazoa, Chordata, Actinopteri, Esociformes, Esocidae. The transcript is spliced from 5 exons. Gene Ontology annotation, cellular component: chromosome. Bases 214 to 744 code for a protein of 176 amino acids. The record is from RefSeq and is a predicted model, not a curated record.